UCACCAUGGCGCCACUGCAAGCGUUGACCAUUGCUAUCUAUAGAGUGAAUGAUUGAAUCGAAUCUACCCUGUCAGUGGAGUGCAAAAAACAGUAAAGAGAUUCUAAUUUCGCAGUCUCACAUCCCGGUCUCCCGUACCGUACAAUCAAGCAGACAGCACACACCAUGAGUUCAAUUCUGACGAUCCUUACGUUGCUGGCUGGAGCCGCAAAUUUGAGUACAGCCUUUGUUACAAAUCCAUCCGUCCCCAAGAGCAUUCCAUCGACAACAGCCUGUCAUGCUCAGUUCGACUCAUCUUCUCUGUGGAAUCGCGGACUGAACUUUGGCAAGAGCCCCUUUAAUUUCUACCUUAGCUUUGAAAGAUGGAUGUCUCCCUUUCCAGAGGAAGACCAAGCGGCUUUUCCAGAGAUUUUCUCCCUACCCAAGGGUGUCUAUGAAGUGGAUUUGGACAGGCCUCUCGGUAUUGUUUUUGAGGAAAUUGAAGUGGGCAAAGGAUUGUAUGUUCAAGAAUUGGUCGAGGGAGGCAAUGCCGAACGCAAUGGCAACGUCAAAGUUGGGGAUAAUCUCGUUGGCAUUACAGCCGUUAAGAUUGUUGGAGCAAAAUAUGAACGACGCAUGAUCCCAUGCCGUGGCUUUGACUUUGAUACAAUGGUCGGGGCCGUUUCCUCCAAUGAUCCGAAAUGGGGCUGUGAUGGUGUUGUGAUCCUGCUGGAGCGGCCUGACGAAGCCGACAGGGCCAAGGUUGAUGACUUCUUGGCCUUUUUCGAGCCUCCCUUUGACACUGCCUGGAAACAACAACAAUAAGCAUCAGUUGGAACUCUUGAAAGCCGAAUGGAACAGGUUUUGUACCGUGCAGUGAAAGCAAUAGACGGCUCCUCCACACGAAAAACCUACUGCAUGAUGCAUAGCGUUCACUUCCACUGCCAUGAUAGCUAGCUAGCCCAUCUUUACACAACUGUAGACUAUUCUGGUAGAUGCAGAAUUCUGGCUGCGAGUAAAACGAAAGACGUUUCCAACGAUCGCAGUGCAAGCUGCGAGACGAGGGGUCCAUCCCUGCAUGUUUGGCACU
This is a messenger RNA of Seminavis robusta, 1068 nucleotides long. Lineage: Eukaryota; Bacillariophyta; Bacillariophyceae; Naviculales; Naviculaceae. The record is from the annotation of a GenBank genome assembly.